This is a messenger RNA of Chiloscyllium plagiosum (whitespotted bambooshark), 2272 nucleotides long. RefSeq names its product perforin-1-like. The record is from RefSeq and is a predicted model, not a curated record. Gene Ontology annotation, molecular function: wide pore channel activity. Gene Ontology annotation, biological process: defense response to virus; immunological synapse formation; T cell mediated cytotoxicity. NCBI's taxonomy places the organism in Eukaryota, Metazoa, Chordata, Chondrichthyes, Orectolobiformes, Hemiscylliidae. Gene Ontology annotation, cellular component: membrane.
CAGACCGCCAUGACACAUUCCAAACUUGGACAACUCGGGAAACCGAGUAUCACAGCUUAUGGGAAAGGGCCCGACAUGUCCUGACUGCAGUUUUAACCGAGAUCUGCAGACCACCGGAGCCGAGAUGCCAGCUGGGCAUUUGAAAUCAGGCUGUUUCCUCUUCCUGUACCUCCUCUUCCAGGAUGCCCUCAGCAUCUGCACCAUCAGAAGUGCCAGCGAGUGCCGCGAUGCUAACGUCGUGCCGGGGGCCAGAUUGGCAGGGUUGGGCUAUGACGUGGUGACCCUGCGGCCCAAGGGGGCCUCUGUGAUCGACGUGAGCGCCUGGCGCUCGGCCAACGGGAGCUGCACCCUCUGCCGCAACGGGCACCUCGGUAACGUGCGCCAGCGGCUGCCCACCUCGCUGGUGGACUGGCGCACCCUGAGCUCCUGCCGCCUCUCGCUCUCCAGCGGGCUCCACCACUCGGCUGCUGAGCUGUCGCAGUCUGCCACCUCAGACAUCACCAACGACUGGCGGGCGGACCUGCCCCUUCCACCCAAACCGGGCACCGGUGCCAACCCGGUGCUGGCUGGCUCCAAGUCCAAGCUGGUGGAGUUUGGAACCACCCAUUCCAAGAGCGACCGCUACAGUUUCGCCAGCCACCAGUUCCAGUGCCUCUACUACCAGUUUCGGGUGAAGGCCCAGCCCCUCCUGGCACCCGAGUUCACCCGCUCCCUUUCCCGCCUCCCCACCGUCAUGAAUGACGACACCAAGUACCAAUACAAGAAGCUGGUGGCCACCUAUGGUACCCACUACCUCAAGUCGGUGGAGCUGGGUGGACACUACAAGUCCGUGACGGCUAUUCGGACUUGUGAGGCAGCGUCCGAGGGCUACAGCACCGAGGAGGUGAAGGACUGCCUGUCUUUAGAUGCCCAUGUCACCCUGCAGUUGACCACAAAAUCCUCAGCGGGUUACCAGAAAUGCAAGGAGAUGGCACGUGCCAUGAAGCCCAACAAGGUCUACCAGGCCUUCAGUGACCGGGAGACAGAGUUGAGGGGGGGGAGGGUCCAGCAGAGGACAGACCUCUUCUUCUCCGGGGAUAGCUCGGCCUUCACCAGCUGGAUGGGGAGCCUGUCCACUCACCCGGGCAUGGGGCGCUAUGCCCUGGAACCUCUCCACCACCUGCUUCCCAACAGUGACCCCAGGCAUGCGAUCCUGCGGCGCUACAUCAGCGACUACAUCGCGGGCGGUGGCCUCUCCCUGCAGUGCACUCGGUGCCCCCACGGGUCCUACCACGAUCCACGCCAACCCUGCUCCUGCUUGUGCCACGGGGAGAGUCACGUGGACCGGAACUGCUGCUCCAAGGGGAAGGGGCUGGGUCGCCUGGUGGUCACCGUCUGGGAGGGCCGGGACCUCCGGGGGGACGCUUUCUCCAAAGCCGACGGCUACGUGGUGGUCAAGUACGGAGAGGCGAAGGCCAGGACCUCCAUGAUCUCAAACAACAGGCACCCCCAGUGGAAUGCCGAGUUGGACCUGGGCGAGGUCAAGGCUGAGAGUGGGCACAAGCUGACCAUCGAGGCCUGGGACCAGGAUGCCAAACACGAUGACCUCCUUGGCACCUGUCAGGUCCGACUCACCUCUGGCACCCACGGUGAAACCUGCUUCCUCAAGUACGGCAAGGUGACCUAUGGCUACACCUUCACCUGUGGUCCCCACCUGGGUGGCGCCACCUGCCAGGAUUACAUGCCCAGCCCGGCUGAGUGACACUUCACCCCUAACAGGGUCUUGCCAAACGCACCCUCCUUCCCAACACACUCCUGCCCACCCUGCCUGAGCUACCAUUCCCCUUUCCGUCGCCCUGUCCCUGGCAGCAUCUUGCUCGGACCGUGUCAUAGAGUCAGAGAGUCGGCACGGAGACAGACGCUUUGGCCCAAUAUGCCCCAAACUGUUUCUCAUUCUCUGCAACCAUCCACAAUCUCAGUUGAGCUGAACGCCCUCCACCUCCACUCCAAUGUCCAACCAAGCUCUCCCCAUUUCCCUGCUCUUGGCCCGCCCUCUCCGAACCACCAGCGGCCUACUUCUCCUGACCCUUUCCCUGGGAGCCCCUUUAUCGGAUUGUAUCAAGGCUAUAUUAUUGUAGCUAUCACUUCUGUGUGGGUGCACUGUUAAAUCAAAUAUGUUUUAAAGCUUUUUCCAAACACGCUAGCACUGCAGCCCAUCAAGAAGUGCAACUAAGCUGAUUUCUAUGUACAUUUGUAUAAUCUCAUAUAUUUGUAAUAAAUCCAACUCAAUGGC